GAUUUAAUUAGAGCUACACAUAUAUAAUCUUCACAGUUAAAAAAUCCCCCAAAAUGACAACUUUUUGACAACUUUAUAAAUAAAAGCUUCCUGCAAACAACUCUUUACUGUCAUGCAAGGUUUAUCAGAUUUUCUUGUAACUUGCCAUCAGUCAGUCAGUGUCACAGCAGUUCUCAGGACAGCUUUCUUGAACCUAUAUUUUCCCGGGUUAUCUGUACCACUAGUUUUCUCACAGUGAUAAGGCAAAGAUAAAGAAAGAAAACCACUUUACCCACUGACAGGAACUGGGGUUUGGUCACCUUCCCUGACAUUACCAUUGCACUUUUUAAUCCUAUCUGCAAAUCAAAUUUGAAGUUGCAUUACAAUGGUAAAUAUUUUAAUGGAAAGGUCAUACACUCAAUGUGAAUGAUCAGAUAAGAGAUUUAAAAUGUCUGCUUAAAGGCUGGGCAUUUUAACACAAUAAAUGAUUGUUAUUCGUCCUGGGUUUUUUUGUUUGUUUGUUUGUUUUUUCUUCUUCCUUGUUUGAUUCAUCCUUCCUUGAAAGACAUUUAUCUUGCAGGCACAUUGCAAAACAAAACAAUGGUGCAACAAAUUGCACGAUUACACGAUUUCAAAACGCGCAACAUUACAUGACCCGCUAAAAAUUUAUUUAUUUAUUUUUUAGAUAAUCGAUUACGACCCAUCGGUUUCAGAAGCACCGGGCAAUGGCCAUCAGAAAAACAGAGGCGGAAAAAAUUAAUCGUUAAACAUAAUGAACACAUUUGUUAAAUCAAUUACAAAAAUAAAUUUGCACCACGACAAAUUUAACCUAAUUGAACCCACACAGAUCGCGGCCCAUCAUUUAAACAAGCAAACCAUUCAUCAGCAGGCAUAUGCACAGCAGCUGUAUUCUUACAAUCAUAACAGUCUAAUGAAAAAUGGCCUCCCUGGAUCCGAAAAUCAAAAUGACCUAAUAUCUAAUAUCCACCAUAUUUCACUGGUCAGCGCUCACCAGAUUAAAAUCUUAUGUGGUAAAAACUAUUAGCCUCGCACAAGGAUGUUCGCCGAUUUACUCAAGGUUUAAAAAGUUUAGUAGAAACUAGUAGCAAAUAUAAUUUCUGCCUCUUGGUUUGCAUGAAUUAAUUUUUUGACGUAGUUGUUAUUAGCUGGCACGGCUAGCAGCAGUUAGCCACUUGGCAGAACAGCCGUUUGAGGACGCGAAGUGAAGAAGAGAUGCUAGUGACCCACACAAGGGUACCCAUGCAAAGUUGACUCGCAAAUUUAGGUAGAUGAAAAGUCUGCGGUCGACUGACACCAGACACCAAAAAAUGUACUUUUGGUUGCUUGUCAACAAAGUUCGGCGCUGUAAUUUUCGCAUACACUGUUGUGGUGGAAACUUGCAAUAGCUUUUCACGACCUCGCGAGCGAGAUUCCAGAGCAGAGCAAAAGCUAGCUGAUGUUAGCCGUCCCAGCUAAAACCCAGAAGCAAGGAAAAGUAGUUAGUUUCGAUUCGCUGUAUGAAGCCGGGGAAUCUUUACUAGACUUGUCUCUGUGGCUAACAGUUCCCCGGUAGCGUACGACCACAUUCGACACAAAAGCUCAAGUUGCCUGUUAGCUAAUGGCAUUAUCCAUCUAGCUAGCAGCAUCGCUCAGCCUGCCUUCCGCCGACGUGCACUUCCCCCCACUCUGACUCCAGCCGGCUAGCCGUAGUGUUAGUCCGGUACAUAAAAUGAAGCGACCAUCAGCAUUUUGGGACGCUGCGUGGCUCUGUGGAUUUUGCUGAUACAUGAGGAGACGAUAUUGUUUUUGUGAGAUCUCUGUCAGGGAGGUCAAAAUCAGUACGGGGGAUGGACGAGCAGAAAUCAAACUGCGAAGAGAAUGACUCUGAACCAACAGCUGAUGACAAUGCCACUGCAAAGCAGCUUGUCUCUUCUGACGGGGAGUCUAAGGCCAUUCCUGCUGCGGAGGAGUCGAGUGCUAAUGCAGCCUCUUCUAGCACAUCUGUAGAGAGCGUUCGAGCCUGUGCGCUUUGUAACUGUGUGGAGCGGAGUCUGCAUGGACAGCGGGAACUGAGGCACUUUGGACCAUUUUCUGAGCGGCCAACCCUCCAGCCAUCAGCUUCCCCACUGCCACAGCCUGGAAAUGAUGACCUGUCUUCCAUUGGAUUUCCUGAUUCGCCUUGUCUGACAGCACUCCUUGAUGACUCAGGAGGAUGUUGGGUUCAUCACUGGUGUGCAGUGUGGUCAGAGGGAGUAAAGCAGACAGAGGAUGAAGAGUUGGAGAACGUGGAUAAAGCUGUUAUCUCAGGGACACAGCGGAAUUGCGAAUACUGCAAAAGGCUGGGUGCAACCAUUCGAUGCCAUGCUGAGGGCUGUUUGCGGUUCUACCACUUUCCCUGCUCAGCAGCCAGUGGAUCUUUCCAGUCUAUGAAACAGCUGGUCCUCCUCUGUCCAGAGCACAUAGAUAAGGCAGAGGAGUUGGCUGGUGAAGAGUCUUGGUGUGCAGUAUGUGACUCAGCAGGCGAGCUCACAGAUUUGCUCUUCUGCACGGGUUGUGGUCUCCACUACCAUGCAGCCUGUCUGGAGAUUGGAGCCACACCUAUCCAGAGGGCAGGAUGGCAGUGUCCAGAGUGUAAAGUGUGCCAGACUUGCAGACAACCAGGGGAAGACUCCAAAAUGUUGGUAUGUGAUGCUUGUGAUAAGGGAUACCACACCUUCUGUCUCCAGCCAGCCAUGGAUUCUCUUCCAUCUGACCCAUGGAAAUGCAGAAGGUGUCGUGUAUGUAUGGUGUGUGGAGUCCGUGGACUAGUGCUGCCAGGCUCAGCCCAGUGGUUUGAUAACUACGCCGUGUGUGAGGGAUGCCAGCAUCACCGCAGUUCUAUAUGUUGUGUGUGCAGCAAAGCUGCCAACCCGUCUGUUGCUUUGCAGUGUUGCAGCAUGUGCCACAGAUGGGUUCACAGCGAGUGUAGUUCAGCGGGGGAACCCCCAAAAGCUGAGAUCAUUUGCCUGCUUUGUAAGGAGGGUCAGCAGCAGCCAGUUGCUGAACCAUACACAGCAGACACUCAGACCAUAACGUCCCUUAAGGAAACUGAAGGAGACAUUAAAUUGGUGGAAAUGCCAGUCCAAAUGGAUACAGUCUUAUCAGAAGUGACACCAGGACAGAAACGCACAUUAGAAAUGGGACAGGCAAAAGAUGAGGCUGAUAAAGAGACACCUAUGGACUUUGGGAUGGAGUUUGCAGCUGUUCAGGCAACAAACACUGUGGAGAGAACAAUGAAGGGAGAGCCACCCUUACCAACAGAAGCUUUUGGUUCUGAGGGACCAGCUCUGCUUGAGUCUACAGGCUGUGCAACAACAGAGCAGAGGGGCUCUUGUCCACCCGCUGCUGAAGACGGAGCCAAAGAGGCACAGAGUCAAGUGGCAGCUUCCCAGGGUCCCACAGCAGAGACACAGUUUAACAACAGCUGUAAAGUAGAACCAACACCAGUGUCACAGCAAGGCCCUGAAAGCAUGGAGGUGGAUGAGGAGAAGCAAGAGGCUCCUCCCUCAGUUAAACAAGAACUAUCACAAGAGUUAUUGAAGAGUGCAUCUGGUGACAUCUGUAUAGAACCGUUCUGUAACGAUCCCCAGAAGUUACCAGCUUCCACAGUCUCUGUGGUUAAAACGGAGCCUUUGUCUAUGGAUGAAAAGCAGGAACGAAGUCCAUGCCAUGACUUCCAGUUGCUUUCUAAUCGUUCUUUAUCAAUAGACACACAAGAGUCCCUCUCUGCAGCUGACAUAGAGGGGAGGUUAUUACCUCACUCUGAGGAGGAGGAGGACGAGGAGGAUGAGGAUGAUGACCAAAUGAAAGGACACAGUGAGGACAUCAAGAGAAAACUACAAGAGGUUAAGCCGGAGUUGUUGCUGGAUGAAAUGUCAAAUAUGAGCCAUGGUGAUGAGAGCAGCAGUGGCUUUCUAGGCUCUCCAGGAGAACCCGACCCUCAGCUUUCCAUGGAGCUUGGCCUUGUACCUUCCAGCCGCUCGCACACUGACAACUUGCUCACUGAGACCGAUGACUCUCUUCCCUUUGAACCUCUCAGAAGUGACAGAGAAAAGGCCAAACGCAGAGGGUCCCCAGGCCGCUCAAGGGUCAAACAGGGACGAAGCAGUAGUUUCCCUGGAAAGCGUAGACCUCGAGGUGGUGGUGGAGGUGGUGGUGGUGGUGGAGGGAGAGGGCGUGGUGGGAGGUCACGCCUUAAAGCUAUGGCCUCCUGCAUCGACGCCUUUUUGCUAAGCAUGACCUCAGACACUGGACUGAGUAAGGAGGAAGACGAAGAAGAAGAUGACACCAUGCAGAACACAGUUGUUCUUUUUUCAAACACCGAUAAAUUUGUUCUGCUACAGGACAUGUGUGUCGUCUGUGGCAGUUUUGGAAAGGGUGUAGAGGGGCAAUUGCUGGCUUGCGCACAGUGUGCCCAGUGUUACCAUCCUUAUUGUGUUAACAGCAAAAUCACCAAGACGAUGCUUCGUAAGGGCUGGCGUUGUUUGGAAUGUAUUGUGUGUGAAGUGUGUGGAAAGGCUUCAGACCCGUCUCGUCUGCUGCUGUGUGACGACUGUGAUGUCAGCUAUCACACCUACUGCUUGGAUCCUCCCCUGCACACUGUACCCAAGGGUGGUUGGAAGUGCAAAUGGUGUGUGUGCUGUGUGCAGUGUGGUUCCAACUCACCAGGUUUCCACUGCGAGUGGCAGAACAACUACACACACUGCGGGCCUUGCGCCAGCCUCGUCACCUGCCCGGUAUGCCGGGAGAAUUUCAUGGAGGAGGAGCUCUUGCUGCAGUGUCAGUACUGCGAUCGAUGGGUCCAUGCCGUCUGUGAGAGUCUGUACACAGAGGAUGAGGUGGAACAGGCUUCUGAUGAGGGCUUUGCUUGCACAUCUUGCACCCCAUAUGUUCCAAAACCUGUGGUAGUAGAGUCAGCCAUUAUGGCUUCAAUAAAGAUAAAAGAGCCAGAGCCCCAGUUCUACCGUUUGGAGGGUGUUUGGCUUACAGAGUCAGGCAUGUCCCUGCUUCGUAGCAUCUCCAUGUCUCCUCUGCACAAGAGACGGCAGCGUCGCUCCCGUCUUGGCACUAUGUGCUCUGAAGGAGGUCCUGAUGGAAUGGAUCUAAGAGAGGUUGAAGGAGAAGGGGAUGAGGGAAAAGGCUGUGGGGAACCCAUGGACUGUGAAUCAAAAAUGGACCAACCUGGGAGCCCUGAGAGAGAUGGUGGUACUGAGCGGGAUGCAGGUGCUGACGGUGACUGUGAGGGUCUUAAAGGGGGAGCAGAGGAGACAGAUGACAGCAAGAAAAGAAAGCGAAAACCUUACAGGCCUGGAAUUGGAGGUUUUAUGGUGCGACAAAGGAAGUGUCACACACGGAUGAAGAAAGAAUUUUUUGCCCAGUUGGCUGGAGAGACCAUGUUGGAUGGACAGCCAAUUGAGCGAACUAUUGAAGAAGGGCCCCACCCUGACACAGACAACAUUAUGGAUCCUAAACCAGUGGAGGGAGAGGAACAGGCCAAGAAACGUCGGGGUCGGAAGAGGAGCAAACUCGAGGAUAUGUUUCCAGCUUAUCUCCAGGAGGCAUUCUUUGGAAAGACACUGAUAGACUUGAGUAAGAAGGCAGUGAUGAUACCUCCAGGGCAGAGGCCAGGUUCAUGCCCCAUCAGACCUACUUUACCAGCACCAACCAAGAGUACUACCCCAGACACUGAUGCCGGGGAUCGUGUGGUGGACAUAAAUUGUCCUCUCAAGCAAGAGGGGGGUGAAGCCCCCCAGGCUCAGGGAGACGGUGCAGGGAUUCCUACACCAUCCUCAUCGCAGACAAACCAGGUCUCAACUGAUCCUCAUGAUUCUGAUGCAGAAAAAAGUGAAGGUCUUCCACAGGGGGUGGAGAGUCAGGACUCUGAGCAGUUCUUCAGGAAGGUUCUGGGAGUGUCGGAUGGUUCCUCCUUGGGAGGCAUGAAGCCCAUCUUGGAGGGCAAUAAGGGAGAACUCAGUCGUAGUGCUUUGCCACAGAGACCUCUCCCCUCAGGGUCCCUGCCCUCAGCUGGAAUGAUGGAUGCCUUUCCUGGAAUUUCUCAGUCACCGUUCUUCGACAUGCGGGACAGAGGAGGGCUGUUCAGUCCAGAUGGCAGUGAGGAGAGCCCUUGGGCAACUCCCUCUACCCCAGCAACUCCUUCCUCCCCACCAACCCCCACAGAGGGAGAGGGUGAUGGUCUGUCCUAUAACCAGCGUAGUCUGCAGCGCUGGGAGAAGGAUGAGGAGCUUGGAGAGCUCUCAACUAUUUCCCCUGUUCUUUAUGCCAAUACAAACUUCCCAACUCUCAAACAGGACUACCCAGAUUGGGCUAGUCGCUGCAAGCAGAUCAUGAAAAUCUGGAGGAAGGUCCCAGCUGCUGACAAGGUUCCAUAUCUGCAAAAGGCCAAAGAUAACCGAGCAGCUCAGAGGAUAAACAAGGCACAGAAGCAGGCAGAGAGUCAAGUCUGCAGGCCAGUAAAAACAGAGCAACCACGUGCAAAGGGAGAACGGCCAAGUUUACACCUCCAGAUUCCGCCACCUUCAGGCUCAACAUCAAUCUCUUCUCAGCCCAGCUCUGCAGACAGCUCAUUUCCCUUGCCUCCCGAUUCAGGAUCAUCUUCUGUCUUUUUCUCAGAUGGACCUGUCAAAACUCCAUUAUCAGCUGAAAUCCGGACAGAUCCUUUGGCUAAGCUUCCACCUCAGUCACCCCAUUCUCACUCACACCCAAACACACCUUUCUCUAAUGCUGGGGCCAGCCCCUUACAGGCCCCUUCCUCAGGUUAUUCUGCUUCCGGCCCGCAGGGCCCUCCUCAGGGACGGCCAGCCAGUCUUGGCCCUUUUGACAUGCAACCAGGAACUCCUGGAACCCCCAGACGGGCUCAGCAGGUUGACCCCUACUUCAGAUCACAGCUGCAGCAGCAACAGGGUCUUCUUCCACAAUCCCAGCAAGGCUCUCAGGAGUCCCUAGGGCCUCCAGAAAGUCCUCAUUCAAGAGGUCCUGGGCUCGGGGAGUCGACCAUUUUUUCACCAUCCCACAAUACCCACUAUGGAGAUCCCUUCAGAACCCAGCAAGGAAUGGGAAGGCCAGAAUAUGGUUCUUCACCGUCACCGUCUGCAUUGGCUUCCUCUCCUGCAAGCACAGGGCAGUACAGGACUGAUAUGAGUGCACCCUCUCCACGUUCCUCUGCAGUUGGCAGACAUGAGCUGUCCACCGGCUCCCCUGCUGGAAUGCUAGAGUCUGGAGAUGGUUUGUUCAAGGCACCUUUAACACCACGAAUGCACCAAGGGGAGAGUGGGGCACUUCAUCCUGGAGCUUCACCUAGCCAUGUUGCUGAAGGCUUCAGGCAGUCUCCCUCUCACUCUGAUCCCCAUAUUCAUCUUCCACUAACUACCAGACCGCAGUCAGGUGAUAAUUGUUCUCUUGGACCCCAGAGACACUCUGUAGCUCAACAGGAGCAAUGUCCUAGAGUACCCUCGAGCCCACAGUCCCAGGGCAGCUGCCAGUCUCCCCACACUCCUGGUGGCAUGUCCAAUGAUGGUUACUCUGUCCAGUCUCCUGCUACUCCUCGUUUCCAAUCUCCAGACCCUUGUUCUCGGCCACCUUCAAGGCCACAAUCUAGAGACCCUUUUGCAGCAGUCCAUAAGCCACCUCGCACUUCCUCUAUUGGCCCAGAGGGAACUGGAAGUUACAAAACAUCCCCUCAUCCUAACCAGCCACCUCCAGCCCAUCCUACUAAUAUAUCUAUAGGGGAUCCCCUCUCUGGAAAGCCAUCAACUCCCCCUACUUUCAGCCGCAGCCCGAGCACGGGAGGCUUUCAAAUAACUCAACAGCAGACUCAGAUGGUGCAGCAACCACAGCCACAAACUCAGCCGGCUUUGUCAGCAGACAGCCUUACCUCGCGAGUGCCACCUUCCUCUGCAUCUCAAGAAAUACCAGCUGUCCACACUUCAGACAUGUCAAGUCAGCCAUCUUUGCCAGUAACUCAAGAAAUUUCUGACAUUUCAGCAGUACAGGACCCUUCAGUAGUAGGACUCAGCCCUGCUGAUCUGGAAAAGCACAGACCGCGCCAAAGACUGAGGGAAUUUGUGAUCAGACAACAAAUGCACAGACAAGAGAAGGAGGCAGCUGCUGCUGCUGGCAGUGCAUCCCCUGGAUGGUCUGGGGGAGGGAUGGGAGCCUUUCAGCAGGAUAAAACUCACAGAGCACCACCACCUUAUCCACAGGAGCGUAUUGCUGCUGCCGCUUCAAGUGCUCAGGCUUCUGUGUCGGGGAAGAUGCCCACAGAUGAUAAGCUCAUUCGCCCACCACAUGCAGGAAACCCUGCCGUUGUUGAUCCAAUUAGGCUACCAGGACCUUCCAGACCACAGGGUAUGUUUACCCGUCCACCAUUUCCUCCUCAGUGGCAGGGCCAGGCCCCAAGGAGGUUCCCUCAGCCUGGCAUGGAAACUGUGGGCAUAAGGCACAAUCUUAACCCUGCUGUCAAUAUCCAAGGUAUGGAAGGCAUGGGUAAUACUCAUGCCAUGAUGCCAGGGCACGGUGGUGAAUCCAUGCAGCCAGUGAGUCAAGGUCCGCCACCACAGUUCAUUGAGUUGAGACAUAAUUCACAAAGGCCACCCCUGCGACACCAGUUUAUACCCCGUGGACCCCAGCCCAGGCCACGUCUCUUUGUCCCAGAGCAAGAGAUGUCAGCACCUUAUGUUCAGCAACUUCCUAUAGCUCAAGUUGGUGGGAUUCAGACAGAGGGGUUACAACAGGGUGGACUGUCAGUUUUACUGCCUCAGCAGUCCUCGGGGUCUGUUGGACAACAGACCCACAUGCAACCUCAAAAUGCUACUUCGGCCCAAAACACUCCCAGUACUGAGCAGCAUCGGCUUUCACAACCAGCUAUAGUCACAGAGCCCCAGCCUGCAGCUGUAGAAAAUGCAGAGGAACUGCCAGAACCUGAUCUUGAUGGGCUAGGUGAUGCUCCAGGAGAUGGAGGAGUAGAAGAUGAGGAUGAUUUGGCUCUUGACCUGGACCCUGACAAAGGAGAUGAUGACUUGGGAAACCUGGACAACCUCGAAACCAAUGAUCCACAUCUUGAUGACUUACUCAACAGUGAUGAGUUUGACCUGCUGGCUUACACUGAUCCUGAACUGAACCAAGGAGACCCUAAAGAUGUCUUCUCAGAUCAGCUGCGGCUGGUAGAAGCUGAAAGUGAAGGUCCUUCAGCUUCAUCUGGUUCUGCACAUGUUAAAGUGGAAGAUAAAGCCAAGGUGGAGCCAGAGCAGAAGGCUCUGACAAAAGUCCCUUCUACUGCACUAGAGUCUUCUGCUCAACUAACACCCUCUUCACAAACCGCUGAUGCCUCUAAAGUUAAAGUAGAAGACAGAGGCUUGACGCCUCAGCUGCAAACAGGACAGACUAUGGUGAAAGCUGAAAUGGGAGAAGCGGUAUCCAUGCCUCUUGGUGUGACCGCACCAACAACAAAGACUUCACAAAGUGAGAGCCAGUCUGCCUCACUCAGUUCUGUUCGAUUAGGGGGACUUCCAUAUCCCUUGCCAGGCCAAAGUGAUCCAUUGCGUUUUCCUCCACCUGCUCCACAUGGAGAUAUGGGUGAUGAUCCCUUAGGACUACCUGAUGUAGGGGAGCAGCACUCUCCUGCUGUAGAUCUGGCAAAGGUAGAGAGCUCAUUAGAUGGUGAACUGCCUCUUCUAAUACAAGAUCUCCUGGAGCAUGAAAAGAAAGAACAACAGAAACAGCAACAGCUCAGUUCCCUUCAACAAGGAGGCAUGCCACAACAGUUUCCAGGCAUUCCAAAUCCACAUCCGAAUCAACAUUCAUCUGGGCAAAUAAUGUUACCACACCACCAUCGUCCACCACCCCAAGGUAUGAUGAAUCAGCCAGGGAUGGUACCCCGUGCUUCACACAUGUUGCAGCAGCAAAGGCUUAUGGGACCUGGAAUGGUACCGCCAACUCACAUGAUGGCCCAGCAGCAAACCAUGAUGAGGACGGGGCAACCAGGGAUCCAGGCUGGGAUCCAGGCUGGGAUGCAGCCGGGGAUGCAGCCGGGGAUGCAGGCUGGGAUGCAGGCUGGGAUGCAGCCGGGGAUGCAGGCUGGGAUGCAGGCUGGGAUGCAGCCGGGGAUGCAGGCUGGGAUGCAGCCGGGGAUGCAGGCUGGGAUGCAGCCGGGGAUGCAGCCAGGACUUGGCCAUCAAUCACAGCAGCAGCCAGCAGUAAAACAGUCAACUCUGACCAACAGCUUCUUCCCAGAUAAAGAUUUGGACAAAUUUGCUACAGAUAACAUGGAUCCCAUUGCCAAGGCGAAGAUGGUUGCCCUUCAGGGUAUUAAGAGAGUGUUGGCACAGGAUCCAAUGGUUGUUCCCACUGGCAUUAACAGGCAACAAGUUUCUUCUCUGCUUGCUCAGAGGCUGGCUUCUGCCCCAGCCACAGAUCCAAAUCAACUUGCAUCUGGACCUGCAAAGGAGGGAGAGACAAGUGAUCCACCCCAGUCAAGACCUAACCCUCCUCAGUUUGUGCAAGGAAUAAUCAAUGAUGCUGAACAGCACCAAUACGAAGAAUGGCUUCUUCAUACCCAGCAGUUACUCCAAAUGCAACUGAAAUUUUUGGAAGAACAGAUAGGAGUUCAUCGCAAAUCACGCAAAGCACUGUGUGCGAAGCAACGCACUGCUAAGAAAGCUGGCAGGGAGUUUGCUGAGGCAGAUGCAGAGAAACUUAAGUUGGUCACAGAAGAGCAGAGUAAAAUUCAGAAGCAGCUUGACCAGGUGCGCAAGCAACAGAAGGAGCACACAAAUCUAAUUGCAGAGUACAGAAGCAAGCAACAGCAGCAUCAACAACAGCAGCAGCAGCAUCAACAGCAGCAGCAGCAGCAAGGCUCUGGUAUUAUAACCCAAGGUCAUUCUGCACAGGGGGGGGCCUCUCACAUGUUUCCCAAAAUGCCUGGUCAGAUGAUGAUGGGCCAGCAGGGGGCACCAGUAAUGGGGCAGCAUCCUGGCAUGAUACCCCAAGGUGGGAUGCCUGUCAGAAUGCCCCAAGGUCAGCCCUUUAUUGGAGGAGCCCAGCCACAGCUUUCUGGGGCUCUUGGAGCCAGUGGUGCCAGGGUCCCAGGUCCUCCUGGGCCUUCAGGAGGAUUUUUCCCUCAGGGGCCUGGAGUGCAAGGUGCAGACCCUAGGCUUCUUCAAGAAAGACAACUUCAGCAUAGGAUGCAGAUGGCAAAGUUCCAGCAACAGCAGCUGAUGGGCCAACAACCAGUGUCACUCCCAAAUCAACAAUCUAGUUUAAUCAAUCAGUCGCAGGCUGGUAUGAUGGGGAACCAACUUAUGGCGCAACAACAGGUGAACACUCAGCAGGGUAUGCUAGCUAAUCAGCAGAACCUGGUCCAGGUUGCACAAGGAAUGGUUGGAGGCCAGACUGUGGCUCCAUCACAGAAUCUUGUGGGCGGCCAGUCUAUUAACCAUUCUCAAGGCAUGGUAUCAACUCAGGCAGGAAUAAUUGGUAACCAACAAGUUGCAUUGUCACAGCAGCAGAGGCCUCAGCUGAUGAUGGGACAGCAGGGUAUGGUUGGCGCUCAAGGUCACCCUGGCCUGAGGGGGCCCCAUGCCCAGUUGACUCCUCAACAACAGAACAUUCUGGCCCAACGCAUGCUUGCAUCUCAGCAAAAUAUUACAAAGAAUUUAGCCCACCUUCAGCAGCAGCAACUGACACAACAAAGACAACCAGCACAGUUGAUUAACCAGUCUGGCCAAGAGCAAGGUCUUUCCCAACCCUCUACCCCACAAAUGGGUUCCUCUCCUUCAGCAGGAAGUAACACACCCCAGCCCCAGGGAUCUACAGAGAGCCAAAACUCAGGACCCAAAGAAGGUGGUAUCCUCAGCCCUGAUUCAAGAACCCCACCACAGCAGAGUGGACCCUCUACUCCCAACCAGAUCCAACUAGGCUCUGCAAAUGAUCAUCAAACUGACCUGGGACGACAGCACCAGAAUCAGGUUUAUGUAGGCCAGCAGCAACAAUCAAAUCCCCAGUCUGUACAUGAGAAACAGUCGGGUUUGGUCGGAAACCAGCAAACUGGUAUGCAGCAACUGCAGCAACAACUUCCAGUCACUGUUCAGAGACAAGGUUCCCUCACCACUGACAAGCCCAGUUUGAUGACUAUUAAAGAGGAAGGAAAAACAUCUGAUUUCUUACAUCAGCAGCAGAAAACUCUUCAAAAUGCCACACAGCAGCAACAGGACACCACCAUGCCACAACAGAUCACAGUACACAACCAUCCAGGGCAGCAACAACCUGCUAUGAUGGGUCUUAGUUCACAACAGCAGGCCAUCAUGGCCCAACAGCAGAAACAGCAGGUUUUAAUGGGUAUGAUGAGAGCUCAGCAGCAAGGAAUGAUGGGACAGAGACCUGGUGUUCCUCCUGGACAGAUCCGCGCCCCUAUCAACAUCCAGGCCAUUAUUGCUCAGAAUCCUCAGCUCCGCAGUCUCCCCCCCAACCAACAGAUACAGCACAUCCAAGCCAUGAUUGCACAAAGGCAACAAGGACAAAUGCUGCGGAUGCCAAUAGGUCAGGGCCAACAAAAUCAGUUGAGGCCUCAGCUCUCACAGAUGGGACAGCAAAUGAUUGGGAUGGAAGGCCAUCAAAUGUCACAUGGAGCCAUGGGGAAUCCAGGAGCACUGGGAAAUCAACAACAUCCAGGUAUGCCAGGCCAGCAACCUGGUGUUGCUCCUCAGAUACAGCAAGGAAUGAUGGUCUCUGGGCAGCAGCUCCAAGUGGGAGAGAUGAUGCAGCAACAUAUGAGAGGACAGGUGCCACAUUCCCCAAUGGACCAGGGCCCAAUGGUGAGGCCAGCAUCUCCACGUCAGCCAUUGGCCAACUCCCCUGGGGAUUCUCAACGGCACACUUUUAAUCAAGCUAUGGGGAUUCGUCCACCCACUCCCAACCAGAACCAACAGCAAGCACUAAUGGCAGGCCGUGUGCAGGGCUCUCCAUCACAUGCAUAUUCUCCAAGAACUCCCUUUGGCAUGAGCCCAGUCCACCCAGUCUCACCCCAUUCAUCUCAUGUCUCCUCGCCUUCUAUAGCUGACAGCAGGGCUGGGAGGGGCAGUCCCUAUAGCCAAGUCAAGGCUUCUCCACUCAGGUCACCCGGGGCGAAGAGUCCACUUGAUUGUCCAGGACCUAAAGCAGACACUCAGUCACCAGGCAGUGGUGGUCUGGCUGCUUCAGUGACUUCCAAUGGGCCACAGAAAGGUACAAAUGCUCAGCGUCAGUUGCAGCAGGGUACAGAGGACAAACAAGAGGAGCUAUGCAAGAUGACAAUACAGAAUAUUAAACAGGAACCAAGGGAGGUCCAAUGUGACAGUGCGGCUGAAGCUCCUACUGGGACUAUAAAGCAUGAAGCAACCGGGGAGAUGGUUAACGCUGGGAACAACACUACCUUUAUUAAUGCUGGAAAUGCUGCUGUGACUCAAAGCCCUAGAACUGAGACUGGACAGCAGUUGCUGCAGAAACUCCUAAGAACUAAGAAUAUUCAGCUUGGUGCUCAGAGGCCUUGUGAAGGCAUCCACAGUGAGAUCAAUGGUCACAUCAACAGUAAACUGGCAAUGCUUGAGCAAAAGCUUCAAGGGACUCCACGAAACAUGGAGGAUCUGCAAUCGAUAACAAAAAGGCCUCCUGUGCAAAAGCCAAAGCGCACUAAUAAGGCAGCUGGAGAUCGAGGGCCUAAUGCACGUAAGAAAAACAAGAAGGAAGAAGUUGGAAAAAGUGCUGAAGCCUUGAUAAAACAACUCAAACAGGGCCUCUCUCUGCUGCCCUUGAUGGAGCCGUCAAUCACUGCCAGUGUGGGUCUUUUUGCACCUUUCGGAAGCAGUCCAGCCAAUGGAAAAGCCCAGCUAAAAGGCUCAUUUGGAAAUGCAGUGUUAGACAAUAUCCCAGACUACUACUCUCAGUUACUCACUAAGAGCAACCUCAGCAACCCCCCAACACCCCCAUCUUCCUUGCCACCUACUCCUCCACCAUCAGUACAGCACAAACUGCUGAAUGGAGUAACAGCUGGGGAGGAACUGGCUGAGAGACAGAAAAACAGAGAGCCUGCUGAAGAGCCGAUGGAUUCUGUGACAGAGGAGGUAAAGAGUGUAGACAUUCUAGCAGCUCUUCCCACACCACCACAUAACCAGAAUGAGGAUAUCAGGAUGGAAAGUGACGAUGAGGAUGCUCCAGAAAGCAUAAUUCCAGCAUCAUCCCCUGAGAGUAAUGUAGGAGAUGAAACGCCACGUUUUCCUCAUCUGCGGGAGCCUAAAGAGGAGGAGACAGACAGGGCAAUAUCCCCUAUCAUACCCCUCAUACCUCGCACUGCCAUCCCAGCAUUCACAGAAAAUAAACAAGUCGAAGCUCCUGACGGCAAGGUAGAUUCAGCGUCCAACCACUGGGAUAAGAGCAAAAGCAAUGAGGUGUCUGUAACGUUCACGUUGUCAUCUGCUGCAGCCAAGAAACUAAAUCACGUGAUGAUGGCCAUGGCCCAGCUUCUUAACAUUAGGAUGCCAGGUACUUAUGAGGUCACUAUCCCUCCCCAAAACCCUGACAUGUCUGGAGGAGAUGGGCCUGGGAAAGGACCUGGCCAAUCAGGGGUUCUGUCUACAAAGGAUGGUGCAUCACCUAGUCAGGAUGAGUGGCUAAGGCAAUUUGAUGUGUCUCUACCUGGCUGUACACUGAAGAAACAAGUUGACAUUCUGGCACUUAUUAAACAGGAAUUUGUAGAGACUGAAGAAAAACCAGUUCAGCACUGCUACACAACCAAUGUAAAUGAUUUGGAUGUGCGCCACCUUCCUAUUAUACCAGUGGAGGAGUCGCCACCCCCAUCACCGUCUCCUCCUCAUCCUCCUCCAUCUCUGCCAGUUACAACUAGUGAUGCUGAACCUUCCAAAAAAUCAACUUCCUCAUCACCGUCUCCCUCCAGUCCGGCCAAUGUCCAAACAACAGCUGAGCCUGAACAGGAUGUUGAUCCUCCUCUUGAUGCUGCUCAAUCAACUGAAGUCACGGAGCCUGAAGUUGCUGCUCCAGAGUCAUGCGCAGACGCAGCAGCUGCCUCUACAGUUUCUGAUCCUGCUGCUCCUCCUGAAGAUCAUCUGAGCACUGUUGUCAAGGAGGAGGAGGACUUGGUCACUGAUCCAGCUCAACCUCCUAAAGAUUCUCCCACCCCCAUGGAGUCUUCCCCUAAAGCUGUCAAGCAACGCAGGCCUCUCUCACCUGAUGAGGAGGUGGUGCAUUCAAAAGUGAAGAAAUGGAAGGGGAUUCGCUGGAAGCGUCUUCAGAUUGUUAUCUCGAUUCGGAAGGGUGGCUCUAAGAAAGAAAACAGCCGUGAGGUGUCUGAACUGAUGGAACGGCUGCGCAUUACUCUUCGACCAGAAAAGCUGCCUCGGGAUAAACGCAAGUGCUGCUUCUGCCACGAGGAAGGCGAUGGUGCCACAGAUGGGCCCGCUCGUUUGCUUAACAUUGAUGUGGACCUGUGGGUGCACUUAAAUUGCGCUCUGUGGUCCACAGAGGUGUACGAGACGCAGGGGGGCGCCCUAAUCAACGUGGAGGUAGCCCUGCGUCGCGGAUUGAGGACUCUUUGUGCGUACUGCCAGAAAACUGGUGCCACAAACAGCUGCAACAGACUGCGCUGCCCGAAUGUCUACCACUUUGCCUGUGCCAUCCGGGCACGCUGCAUGUUCUUUAAGGAUAAGACCAUGUUGUGCACCCAGCAUAAACUGAAGGGGCCCAGUGACGAUGAACUCAGCACAUUUGCGGUCCUACGCCGCGUCUACAUCGAGCGUGACGAGGUGAAACAGAUAGCCAGCAUCUUGCAGCGAGGAGACCGUAUCCACCUCUUCCGUGUCGGAAGUCUCAUCUUUCACGCUAUUGGCCAGUUGCUGCCCUCCCAGAUGGCCAACUUCCACUCGGCUACUGCAAUCUUCCCCGUUGGCUACGAGGCCACACGCAUCUACUGGAGCACACGCGUACCCAACAAGCGAUGCCGCUAUCGCUGCCGCAUCAGUGAAGAUGAUGGCCGCCCCCUGUUUGAAGUGCGUGUUCUGGAGCAUGGGAUGGAGGAUUUACAGUACCGUGACCCUACUCCAGAAGGGAUCUGGGAGCGGGUUGUUCAGCAGGUGGCUAAACUUCGUGAGGAAUCAUCCAUGUUGAAACUGUUCACUGAACACAUCAAAGGGGAGGAGAUGUAUGGCCUUACAAUUCAUGCUGUCAUGAGAAUCACUGAGUCGUUGCCCGGAGUGGAGAACUGCCAGAAUUACCAAUUUAGAUACGGCCGGCACCCUCUGAUGGAGCUCCCACUCAUGAUUAAUCCCACUGGCUGUGCUCGCUCAGAGCCCAAGGUCCCCACACACUGCAAGAGGCCUCACACUCUUAACAGCACCAGUGUGUCCAAGGCCUACCAGAGUACCUUCACUGGAGAGCUCAACACACCAUACAGCAAGCAGUUUGUCCACUCCAAAUCCUCCCAGUACCGGCGCUUGAAGACUGAGUGGAAGAACAACGUGUACUUGGCACGUUCCCGCAUUCAGGGCCUGGGGCUGUAUGCUGCAAAGGAUUUGGAGAAGCAUACGAUGGUUAUUGAGUACAUUGGUACCGUCAUACGCAACGAAGUGGCCAAUCGCCGGGAGAAGAUCUAUGAAGCGCAGAACCGAGGGAUCUACAUGUUCCGUAUCAACAACGAGCAAGUGAUCGAUGCAACUUUAACAGGUGGCCCAGCCCGCUAUGUCAACCAUUCCUGUGCGCCCAACUGUGUUGCUGAGGUUGUAACGUUUGACAAAGAAGACAAGAUUAUCAUCAUCUCCAGUCGAAGGAUUCCUAAAGGAGAGGAGCUGACGUACGACUACCAGUUUGAUUUUGAGGACGAUCAGCACAAGAUCCCUUGCCACUGCGGAGCCUGGAAUUGCCGAAAAUGGAUGAACUAACCAGAAAGCAGAACGAUGGAAAAUUCCCUCUCGCUGGUACCAGAACACUCCUGCGCCAAAGCCUAUGAAAAUCCUACAUCGCCAGUGCAUAAGCUGUUCAUAAAGAUAUGGAGGAAGGCUGGCCUCCGCUAUUAAAAGACUAAAGUGUUACCUGUAGCCAAAGGUUUGAAGAGCAUUAAUCAAUAAAAGCAGCCGACCACCAUUCAUCAGCAGAAGCUUGAUGGUGGGACUAACUUUCGUGUUUGGAGUAGUCGAAUCACCCUUUCCUCAGCCAAAUCCCUCCUCUUCCCCAUCCCCCACUUCAAACCCUCCCAACUUUUCUGGUCUCAAUAAGCUUACAGUGGCUGGAAAAUGAUCCUCACCAUCUACCAAAACAUUCUGACCCUCUGAUAUCAGUACUUGUAGUGCAGAGCUCAUCUGGAGCUUCGACAAAAAAAAGCCAUUAAAAAUGUUAAGAAUGAACUAAGGACACUUUUUUUUUUUAUAUUUUUUUUUUUUUAAUGUUUUAAGUCGGACCUAUUUCCUGUCCCGCCUGACCACACCUCCCCCCCUUACCUCCCAGACAAGGCACUUUCCCAUCAAUGACUCAUAACGACAACAUGGAUAUUGGCUAGCUAGACAAUCUUGAUGUGGCUCUGUGUGAGAACUACAUGUGAUCGAUGGAGAGAGAAAAAAGAAAAGAGGAGAAAAAAGUAAGUUAAUAUAAAAAUUUAAGAUACUAUUGAUCUGUGGCUUCAGUCGCACCAGAUGUUCUGACUGUGUGGAGUCCCAUGGUGGGUUAGUUGGACCCAGUCUACCUCACUGAUUUAGCGAGAAGUGACUGCUUUGUAUAAAAACUGUUAACUGCUACUGUGGAAAUACUCCGGGGGGUUGGGGAGGGGGCGCGACGGUGAUUUUUGGGGGUGGGAGGGUUGUUUUUAUGGGCUUAGCCUUCUCGGACAAGCAGGGAAUCUUAAGCAGCAGGUUUGCUCUAUCUACUCUAUGCUGAUGAUGAUUUACAAUAAUGAGCCAACAUAAUUAUUAUUCAUGAAUUAUUUAUACAGAUGAACUAUAUGACAGUUUUGAUAAGAUAUUGCAUUAAAGUCACAAUCAGAAGCUUAGUGGGUGUUCUGUAUGCCACCAAAUCAUCCUGGAUAUUGAUGUAGCUUUUGCUUUUGUGUUCUUAUUUAUGCAUCUCAAAAAAAAUCCUGCUAUUAGCUGUGUGAAAGCACAAUAACAUCCACAUUUAUUUUUUCUGAGUUGCUUAAGACAGUAAGAGUUUGAGUGAAUGGCUCAAGGAUCACGCAGGUCCAAAAUUAACCAAGUACCCAUUAGCUGGUUGUUUCACACAUGAAAGUUCCACUUGUUUGGGAAAAAAAGGAGCCAGCAGAUGCAUGACUACUGUCCCCAUUCAGUGCUUUUUUUUUUCUUUCUUUCUUUUUUAAAUUCUUUUUUUGUUUGUUUUUUACUCCCCAACAAGUCAACCUUAAACUUUAAUCAUGCCUCUUCCUCUCUGUAUUAUUUAAUGGACUGUUGUUAAACUUUUACUGUAGUAAGUCUUCCUCCGCCUGAGUACAGCCUGCAGUGUUUCUACUUCCCCUGUAGUGUGCUUUUUCUAGUGCUGGUACUGUCUCCUCGAGGCUGAACUGAUGGCAGGGAAAGACUUAUUGGAAAAAAGGGCAUUUGUUUUCAUUUCUGUGUAAGAAUAACGAGAAAAAAAAAGUCUUUAAAGGGAGCUUUACUAAAACUCCACCUUCCCAUACUACUUUGGUUCCUCCUUCCCUUAACCUAAGACCUCACAUGAUUUUAAAAAUGCAAAGUUGUAAAAACUGUAAAUAUACUAUAUGCAUUGAGGGAGGGGGGGACAACAGCUCUUUAUCCAGCCCCUUUGUAAUCAAAGUCAAAAGUGUAGAAAAAUAAAAUUGGAAAAAAAAAAAAAAAUCAACCACUGGAUAUCAUUUUAACAAAGAUAAAGCUGUACAUAAAUAUAAAUAUAUGUAAAAUGGCAAACUAAUAUCUUUAUGUAUAUGAACCAGAGUGUUUUGCAUUUACUUGUUUUUUCUAUUAGUGUUUUUUGCUAUAAGCUUUCAGGUGAGUUUGUUAAAAAUAGAUGUGAGGAAAAUGUCCGGGAUUCUCUAUUCGGACGACGAGAAGCCGAGGUGAUCAUGGGGCUGUUUGGAUUCACGCGGAGAGUCGUUAAUUAGACAUGGAAAAAUCACUUCUUGCAUAAAGCAGUACAAUGGUGCAUAGCAUUUGUAUUUAUGUAAUAUUGUUAAUGUUUUUUUUUUUUUCUUUUUAUUUAUGCUACUGCUUGUUGAUUUACCAAAACCUCCCCCUUUAAUCGGUCAAAAUUGGAUUCAUAUAGUCUUGAAAGGACAAAUCUUGAAUUCCCUAGAAUAUUGUUAGUGUUUUGCUUUUUCCUUUUUUUUUUUCCUUUAAUAUCUUCCCUAUAGAAGUGAAUGUGUUGGUUAACAUUGUGAAAUGGUUACUUGGCCUGAUGUAUGUUAUGAUGUAAUAAUCGAAGUUAAUCCCAUACUUAACCUGGUAAUGAAUUGCACUCUCGUAGUAUAACAGAAACUUUCUCUGAAGUGGUAGAUAUUGAUCAAGUAUCUGAAGCAGUGAUAUAUAUACAUAUAUAAAUAUAUAUAUAUAUCUAUAUUUUUUGGUAUGUUUCUAUUCCAAGGGAAGAACACGAGACAUUAUGCCGCUCACUGGAUUUCCGCCUGAAUAAUUUUUAACUUCUCUGAAACUUAAUUUAAGUUCUCUGCAUAUCUUAUAAUUUAAUAAAGGUUGCUCAUAAUUUGAUUUUUUUUUUCUUUUUAACCUCACGUACUUUAAAAUAAAACUUAAAAAAAAGAUGUUGCAUCUGUACAGCAGAGAUACUUUUAGGGAAUAUGAAUAAAUAUAAUGAUCAUUUUUAUUGUAUGUGGCAUGUUUUAUAUGGAUAUUAUUUUGAAUUGUACAUAUUUUUUUCAGGACGCCAGAGGUUGCAUCUCUUUAUAUACUGGUUUUCCACUUCCUUUCCCCUUCAUCUUAUUUCUUUGUCUGCUUUUGUUUCUUGUAAAGGAAAAAUAAAAUGCAUUUUAAAUA
Molecule: messenger RNA, 20024 nt
Organism: Oreochromis niloticus (Nile tilapia)
Lineage: Eukaryota; Metazoa; Chordata; Actinopteri; Cichliformes; Cichlidae
Gene: kmt2d
Product: lysine (K)-specific methyltransferase 2D
Exons: 55
Coding region: 1827-16955 (5042 amino acids)
Biological process (GO): positive regulation of transcription by RNA polymerase II
Cellular component (GO): MLL3/4 complex; nucleus
Molecular function (GO): protein binding; transcription coactivator activity; histone H3K4 methyltransferase activity
Source: RefSeq, a predicted model, not a curated record